GCCCGCUGGGAGCUGUCCAGUGCUGAAGCCCGUGCCGACAGCCAAUCGCGCCGGCCAGCCGCCUCCCCCACCGGGCCUCCGGUGCCCCGCGAGAGCCCCCCGCCCGGCUGCACCAUGCCGCGUUCCUUCCUGGUGAAGAAGAUCAAAGCGGAUGGCUUCCAGUGCAGCGGGGUGCCAGCCCCCACCUACCACCCCCUGGAGACUGCCUACGUGCUGCCCGGUACCCGCGGGCCUCCGGGGGACAACGGUUAUGUGGCGCACUGCAUGCCCCCCAGCGGUUAUGAUGGCGAGCAGAAGCCUGGGCUGGAGCUGGCGCCCGCCGAGCCCGCCUACCCGGCCGCGGCGUCCGAGGAGUACAGCGACCCCGAGAGCCCACAGUCCAGCCUGUCGGCGCGCUACUUCCGCGGGGAGGCGGCCGUGACCGACAGCUACUCCAUGGACGCCUUCUUCAUUUCUGAUGGGCGUUCGCGGCGGCGCCGGGCCGGGGCUGGCGGGGACGCAGCAGGCGCAGGGGAUGCGGGCGGCGGCGGGGAGCGCGCGGGGCGCUCGGGGGCGACGGCGGGAGGCGGGCACCGGCACGCAUGCGCAGAGUGCGGCAAGACGUACGCCACGUCGUCGAACCUGAGCCGCCACAAGCAGACGCACCGCAGCCUGGACAGCCAGCUGGCGCGCAAGUGCCCGACGUGUGGCAAGGCCUACGUGUCUAUGCCCGCGCUCGCCAUGCACGUGCUCACGCACAACCUGCGCCACAAGUGCGGCGUGUGCGGCAAGGCCUUCUCCCGGCCCUGGCUGCUCCAGGGCCACAUGCGCUCGCACACCGGCGAGAAGCCCUUCGGUUGCGCGCACUGCGGCAAGGCCUUCGCCGACCGCUCCAACCUGCGCGCGCACAUGCAGACGCACUCGGCCUUCAAGCACUACCGCUGCCGCCAGUGCGACAAGAGCUUCGCGCUCAAGUCCUACCUCCACAAGCACUGCGAGGCUGCCUGCGUGAAGGCCGCCGAGCCUCCGCCUUCCGCCGGCCCGGCCAGCUGAGCCUCUGCCAUGCGGGAUGCCCGCAGAGGCUUCUCCCAUCCCUCAGUCUUCGUCUCCCCUGCCUGCGCCCUGGGUGGGGUGGGGAUGAGCCCUAUCUUGGCCUAGAACUUUCUUUUCAACCCCGACUAAGCCCACCAUUCAUUUCCUGCAUCUGAUCUUCCUUCGCACCCACCUACUUUGUCCAUUCUGGCCACCACUCGGACCUUGACCCCAUGUCUGGCCUUUAAGGCUCCCAACUCAGGCACCAGGUCCGAACCUCUUCCAGGUCCCGGCUCUGGAAGUUUCUCCGGCCCCGACUCUAGGCUGUGUUCCUUAACUAGAUCUCUCUUCGCAUUUCUCAGCUGAGUCAUUGGCCAUUCCUUUAUUGGAGCCCUCAAUCUAAACCCAAAUGUACCCUUGAUUUCCUAUCUGCCUCAGUUUUCCUGUUCACACAGUCCUA
This is a messenger RNA of Rattus rattus (black rat), 1471 nucleotides long. RefSeq names its product scratch family transcriptional repressor 2 (gene Scrt2). Gene Ontology annotation, molecular function: RNA polymerase II cis-regulatory region sequence-specific DNA binding; DNA-binding transcription factor activity, RNA polymerase II-specific. Lineage: Eukaryota; Metazoa; Chordata; Mammalia; Rodentia; Muridae. Bases 115 to 1032 code for a protein of 305 amino acids. The transcript has 2 exons. The record is from RefSeq and is a predicted model, not a curated record. Gene Ontology annotation, biological process: regulation of DNA-templated transcription.